Arachis stenosperma is the source of this 1373-nucleotide messenger RNA. Its product is annotated as bidirectional sugar transporter SWEET17-like. Gene Ontology annotation, biological process: carbohydrate transport. Gene Ontology annotation, cellular component: membrane. NCBI's taxonomy places the organism in Eukaryota, Viridiplantae, Streptophyta, Magnoliopsida, Fabales, Fabaceae. The record is from RefSeq and is a predicted model, not a curated record. Bases 79 to 801 code for a protein of 240 amino acids. The transcript has 6 exons. Gene Ontology annotation, molecular function: sugar transmembrane transporter activity.
UUUUCAUAUAUAUAUAAACCCUCGAAUUCAAGCAGCUCUCGCUCAGCAGUCACCACUCACUACGCUGAAGAAACUAACAUGGCGGAACUCAAUUUCUUUGUUGGGGUCAUAGGGAACAUCAUCUCAAUCCUCAUGUUUCUUUCUCCUAUGGAUACAUUUGUGAGAAUAAUAAAGAAGAAAUCAACGGAAGAUUUCUCAAGCAUGCCUUAUAUUUGCACAUUGCUUAACUCCUCUCUAUGGACUUACUAUGGAAUCAUAAAGGAAGGAGAGUACCUUGUGGCCACUGUUAAUGGCUUCGGCGUCUUCGUCCAGAUUAUCUACAUUCUUCUAUUCCUUCUCUAUGCACCAAAAACAAUCAAGAUAAAGAGUGCGAUUAUGGCUGGGAUAUUGGAUGUUGGGGUGUUGGGAGCAGCAAUAUUAACAAGUGAAAUAGCAUUGAAGGGAGAGACUCGUACUAAUGCAGUUGGUGUUAUGGGUGCAGGCCUUAACAUUCUUAUGUAUGCUUCACCUCUUGCUGCCAUGAAAACAGUGGUGACGACAAAGAGUGUAGAAUAUAUGCCAUUCUUUCUUUCGUUUUUCUUCUUUCUAAACGGUGGCGUUUGGUUGUUUUACGCUUUUCUUGUUCGCGAUGUUAUUCUUGGGGUGCCAAAUGGUAGUGGAUUUGUACUGGGAGCGAUGCAGUUGAUACUAUAUUGUAUCUAUAGAAAUGGAAAAUCAUCAUCUAAGCACGUUUCAAAGCAGGGAUUGGAAGAAGGAUCUCAAUACAAUGAGCAUCUCAUUUCUCAUCCCCAACUUAGCUAAAACCUACUUCAAUUCCUUAGCUUGUCCAGAACUUCAUCAUUAUAUGGUGAAGUCUAUGCUAUGGAGAUAUGGUGGGCCCCAUUUUUUGCAAUAUUUUUUAUUGUUAUUUUUAAAUUUAAAAAUGUUUUUGAAUAUUUUAAAAAAUUCCUUUAAUUUUAGUAAUUUUUUAAAAAUAUUAUUAAAACUAUAUAGUCACAAUGGUCGUCAUAGCAUGCAACUUAUAUAUGUCAUGUUUGCAAAUCUUUUAUGUAAUAUUAUUACAUACACUUUACUCUUCAUAAGUAUUGAGUGAUCAAAUCAUAAAAUAAAAAAAAAAUUGUUAAUGUAUUUAAAGUGUGUUCCACAUAUUUAAGGGAAAUGUUCUUAUUCUUCGGUACCAAAAGGAUUACAAAAAAAUAAAUAAAUAAAUAAAUAAAUGUUCUUGCUUUAGGCCUUAGGGUAGCAAUAUUUGAAGGAAAAAUAUAGGGAGAUAACGAGAAUACUAAACAAUAUGAAUAAUAUAUAUAUUGAAUGUUCAAUUUAAUAUGUAUGCACAUAAUUAUGUUGAUUAUUCUCAUGGUUAUUUUUUUUAU